AUGCCAUACUAUGCUGUGGCUAAAGGCAACAGCAGAGGUAUCUUCAACAACUGGGAUGACUGCAAAAGAAGUGUGAGUGGCUACAAAGGAGCCUCGUUCAAGAAAUUCAGCUCAGAGUCAGCGGCAAAGGCGUUCAUUAUAGAAAAUAGCAGCUCGUCCAACACAUACUCCCUCUCUUUUCUCUCCAAGUCUUCUUCGCAUGAUCCAGAUUCAUAUUCUUCCAGCUCCCACUCAUCCCCAAGUUAUCAAUCAAAGGACGGUUCCUCUACAAAACAAGAAUCGGCUGAUAUCUAUGUUGAUGGGGCCUGUAGAGGAAACGGAAAAGAUAGCAAUCCUCCUUCAGGAUAUGGCGUGUACUACGGUGCCAAUCUGGAAAAGAAUGCAGCCAUUCCAUUAUCACGGGUUGACAAAUCAGGAGCACGUCCUACCAACCAAAGAGCAGAAUUGUACGCAAUGAAGCAUGCUUUGGAAGAUAUAAACAAAGAAUUGGCCAACGGGGGCAGUACCAAGUAUACUAUACACACAGAUUCACAAUACACUCAAAAGUCGCUCAACGAAUGGUCAAAUACCUGGAGUCGUAAUGGGUGGAAGAACUCGAAAGGUCAACCUGUCGCUAACUCUGAUAUAAUUAAGGAUUCCUUGAAAUUGUUGAAUGAUGUCAACUUGAAGUACCAGGAAAAAGGCUGGGGCAAGAUUGAUAUUGCAUAUGUGAAGGGCCACGCUGGAAACCAUGGUAACGAGCAGGCAGACAGACUAGCAAACCUAGGAGCUGACUCUUAUGGGAAAUAA
Suhomyces tanzawaensis NRRL Y-17324 is the source of this 789-nucleotide messenger RNA. Its product is annotated as RNA-DNA hybrid ribonuclease. The record is from RefSeq and is a predicted model, not a curated record. Gene Ontology annotation, biological process: DNA replication, removal of RNA primer. Lineage: Eukaryota; Fungi; Ascomycota; Pichiomycetes; Serinales; Debaryomycetaceae. Gene Ontology annotation, molecular function: magnesium ion binding; RNA-DNA hybrid ribonuclease activity; nucleic acid binding. The coding region runs from base 1 to 789 and encodes 262 amino acids. The transcript is spliced from 2 exons.